AUGGCAGCAGCAAUAGCUAUCUUGGCAACAGCAGGGGCUGACUUUGACUUGAGAACACUGCGGGCAGUUCGUGUGCUUCGCCCCCUGAAACUGGUGUCUGGAAUUCCUAGUUUACAAGUAGUUCUCAAAUCCAUCAUGAAAGCAAUGAUCCCUCUACUUCAGAUCGGACUGCUGUUAUUUUUUGCUAUUCUUAUUUUUGCCAUUAUUGGGUUGGAGUUUUACAUGGGGAAGUUUCAUACGACCUGCUUCCACAAUAUAACAGGUGAAAUAGAAAAGGAAGCACCAUGUGGCACAGAACCUCCAUCACGACUGUGUCCUUAUGGAACAGAAUGUCGGAAGUACUGGGAUGGGCCCAAUUAUGGAAUCACACAGUUUGACAACAUUCUGUUUGCUAUUCUAACUGUCUUCCAGUGCAUCACUAUGGAAGGAUGGACUGAUAUGUUAUAUUAUAGCAAUGAUGCCUCAGGGAGCACAUGGAACUGGCUAUACUUUGUUCCUCUCAUUAUCAUCGGUUCCUUUUUUAUGUUGAACCUUGUACUUGGUGUCUUGUCUGGGGAGUUUGCCAAAGAAAGAGAGAGGGUAGAAAACAGAAGGGCUUUCCUCAAACUGCGUAGACAACAGCAGAUUGAAAGAGAAUUAAAUGGGUAUUUAGAAUGGAUAUCCAAAGCAGCUCUGAGGAGAGCGACAAUAAAAAAGAGUAAAACUGAUCUGUUGCACCCUGAAGAAGCAGAGGAUCAUCUUGCAGACAUUUCUUCAGUGGGUUCUCCUUUUGCCAGAGCCAGUAUUAAAAGUAACAAAUUGGAAAAUUCUUCUUUUUUUCGAAAGAAGGAGAGGAGGCUACGCUUUUUCAUCCGUCGUGUAGUAAAAUCUCAGGCCUUUUACUGGACCGUGCUCAGUCUGGUAGCUCUUAACACCUUGUGUGUUGCUAUUGUACACUAUAACCAGCAGGCAUGGCUGUCAGAAUUCCUCAACUAUGCAGAAUUCACUUUCUUAGGACUAUUUAUGUCUGAAAUGUUUAUAAAAAUGUAUGGGCUUGGAACAAGGCCUUACUUUCACUCUUCAUUCAACUGCUUUGACUGUGCAGUUAUUGUUGGCAGUAUUUUUGAAGUAGUCUGGGCUGCUGUGAAGCCUGGAACUUCCUUUGGAAUUAGUGUUCUCCGAGCACUCAGGUUACUACGCAUCUUUAAAGUUACAAAGUACUGGGCUUCUCUGAGAAACCUAGUUGUUUCUCUCUUGAAUUCCAUGAAAUCUAUUAUUAGUUUACUGUUCCUCCUUUUCCUCUUUAUUGUUGUCUUUGCUCUUCUGGGGAUGCAGCUAUUCGGAGGCCAGUUUAAUUUUGAUUCUGGUACUCCAGCCACCAAUUUUGACACGUUCCCAGCAGCAAUAAUGACAGUAUUUCAGAUUCUAACAGGAGAAGACUGGAAUGCUGUGAUGUAUGAUGGGAUUCAGUCUCAGGGCGGAGUUAAAAGGGGCAUGAUUUCCUCCAUCUAUUUCAUUGUCCUCACUCUAUUUGGUAACUACACCCUUCUGAAUGUAUUCUUGGCUAUCGCUGUUGAUAAUCUGGCCAAUGCACAGGAGCUUACAAAGGAUGAACAAGAAGAAGAACAAGCAGCCAAUCAGAAACUUGCACUACAAAAGGCAAAGGAGGUAGCAGAAGUGAGCCCACUCUCAGCAGCCAACAUGUCUAUAGCACUUAAAGAACAACAAAAAAAUCAGAAGCAUUCCAAAUCAGUUUGGGAACAGAGGACUAGUGAAAUGAGACGACAUAACUUGAUGGCCAGCCAGGAGGCUUUGUACAAUGAACUAGCUCCAGAAGACAGAUGGAAGGUAUCUUUCACAAGGCAAAUGAGGCCGGAUAUGAAAACACACUUAGACAGACCAUUAGUGGUGGACCCACAAGAGAAUCGUAACAACAACACCAACAAAACCAGGACAAAUGAGCCCUCCAUGGACCACAGACUAAGUCAACAGAGGGCAGAAGAUUUUCUGAGGAAACAGGCUCGGUUUCAUGAGAGGUCACGAGAUUCAAACAGUACUAGGGCUUAUGAACGAAUUGAUUCAAUUGGAAUGGAUCUCAGGCAUCAAAGGAGCAACAGUAAAGAAGGGGAUCCUGUACAGGAUAAUCAGUCCAGGGAUGGACGGGAAAGAGAAGGUGAACAAGACAGGGUAGCCAAAGAAGGUGACUGUGAAAGGAACAGAGUAAGUGAUUCUCACAGGCGGCAUCAACAUAGGCAGGGUGGGAGCAAGGAUGGCAGAAAUAUGUCACCAAGGGGAGUGGAAGGAGACCGGGACCAUCGCCGGCACAGGGUUCAUCGCAGAAUAGUUGAAGAAGGAAGUGGUAUGGAGGAUGGCAGCAAAGGAGAACGGCGCUCUAGACCACGACCUAACCGGCAGGGUGAACCUGGAGGUGAAAGUGAACAACCUGAUGGAGAGAGACGGCGGCGACAUCGACGACAUGAUGCUCAGUCUACAUAUGAUAGUGAUGCAAAAAGGGAGGAUAAGGAAAGGAGACAUAGACGCAGAAGAGAAAACCAAGGAGCAGGUCCUCCAUCAAGACCAAAUCUCUCAACUACCAGACCGAUUCAGCAGGAUCUGAGUCAUCAGGAGAAUCAACUUGCUGAGGAUAUUGACAACAUGAAGAACAGUAAACUAGUUACCCAACCUUCCAAUCCCUAUGAGCAGAACAGUAUUGCCCAAGAAUCUAACAACUCACAGACAAACUCUGUAACCUUUGAUUCUCAGAACUUGACCAAAAUGGGCAACCACACAAACCUCAGUAGAUCUUCUCUUACCCCUGGGAAUCCACCAAAUAUGAUUAGAAUGGACAACAACCAUGGAACCCCAGUUAGCUGCGGAAACUCCCAGAAUCCUGAAAACAGUCUCAUUCUUACAAAUCCCAGUACACCAAAUAACCCUUCUGUGCCAGCAAAAAAGCCAGAUCACACCACUGUCAAUAUUCCUGUCACAUUUGCUCCCCCAAUUGACAACAUUGCAGUACAAGUUAACAAAAAUGCAAAUCCAGAUCCACUGCCAAAGAAGGAGGAAGAAAAGAAAGAAGAGGAAGAAGAUGACCAUGGUGAAGAUGGACCCAAACCAAUGCCCCCCUACAGUUCCAUGUUCAUUCUGUCAACCACAAACCCAUUCCGCAGAGCUUGUCACUACAUUGUAAACUUGCGUUACUUUGAGAUGUGCAUUCUUUUUGUUAUUGCAAUGAGCAGCAUUGCACUGGCUGCAGAAGAUCCUGUGCAGCCAGACUCAGCCAGAAACAAUGUUUUGAGGUAUUUUGAUUAUGUUUUCACUGGAGUCUUCACUUUUGAAAUGGUCAUAAAGAUGAUUGACUUAGGGCUAGUACUACACCAAGGGGCCUACUUUCGAGAUCUCUGGAACAUCCUUGAUUUUAUUGUGGUUAGUGGUGCUUUGGUGGCAUUCGCCUUCACGAGCAAUGUGCGUGGGGGAAGCAAAGGGAAAGACAUCAACACCAUCAAAUCCUUACGAGUGCUUCGAGUUCUCCGACCCCUCAAAACCAUUAAACGAUUACCAAAGCUCAAGGCGGUUUUUGACUGUGUGGUGAAUUCCCUCAAAAAUGUCUUCAACAUCCUAAUUGUCUACAUGCUCUUCAUGUUCAUCUUUGCUGUUGUGGCUGUGCAGCUGUUUAAGGGGAAGUUCUUUUAUUGCACUGAUGAAUCCAAGGAAUUUUCAAAGGACUGCAAAGGAGAAUACCUGGUUUAUGAGAAAGAAAAUGAAGUGAGAGCUCAGGAACGAAAGUGGUUGAAGUAUGAGUUUCAUUAUGACAACGUCCUUUGGGGACUCCUAACCCUUUUCACUGUCUCUACAGGAGAGGGCUGGCCACAGGUUCUGAAACACUCUGUUGAUGCCACCUAUGAAAACCAGGGUCCCAGUCCAGGCUACAGAAUGGAGAUGUCUAUCUUUUAUGUGGUCUACUUUGUCGUGUUCCCUUUCUUCUUUGUUAAUAUAUUCGUAGCCUUGAUUAUCAUUACAUUUCAGGAACAAGGAGACAAAAUGAUGGAAGAAUACAGUUUGGAGAAAAAUGAGAGAGCCUGCAUCGACUUUGCCAUCAGUGCAAGGCCACUGACACGACAUAUGCCACAGAACAAGCAGAGUUUUCAGUACCGGAUGUGGCAGUUUGUUGUAUCACCACCAUUUGAGUACACCAUCAUGGCCAUGAUUGCUCUGAAUACUAUUGUAUUAAUGAUGAAGUUUUAUGAUGCACCAAAAGUCUAUGAAGAUGUGCUGAAGAACUUCAAUAUUGUUUUUACCGCUCUGUUUUCUGUUGAAUGUGUGCUAAAAAUCAUUGCAUUUGGAGUCAUGAACUACUUUCGAGAUGCUUGGAACAUUUUUGAUUUUGUCACUGUUUUGGGGAGUAUCACUGAUAUAUUAGUCACUGAGUAUGGGAACAAUUUUAUCAACUUAAGUUUUCUACGACUGUUUCGGGCUGCCCGACUGAUUAAGCUCCUUCGCCAAGGGGAAACCAUCAGGAUUCUUUUGUGGACAUUUGUGCAGUCUUUCAAGGCCCUUCCAUAUGUCUGCCUCCUGAUAGCGAUGCUUUUCUUUAUCUAUGCUAUAAUUGGAAUGCAGGUAUUUGGGAACAUUGCUAUUGAAGAAGGGGAUGAUGACGAAGACAGUGCCAUAGAUGAGCACAACAACUUUCGUACUUUCUUCCAGGCCCUAAUGCUGCUCUUCAGGAGUGCAACUGGUGAGGCGUGGCAUGAAAUUAUGUUGGCAUGUCUUGGUGGAAAAGACUGUGAUUCGCGGUCUGGAAUAACAGAACCUGAGUGUGGAAGCUCAUUUGCAUAUUUCUACUUUGUGUCCUUCAUCUUCCUUUGUUCCUUUCUGAAGUGCAGACGUUUCAGAAUACUUGAUGUUGACAUAAUUUGUGCACCAUUACCACAUUCCAUGUAUCACAAAGCGUAUGCUUUAUCUGCACAGCAGCUCAUACCACCCCCUUGA
Messenger RNA from Protopterus annectens (West African lungfish), 4968 nucleotides. RefSeq names its product calcium voltage-gated channel subunit alpha1 A (gene CACNA1A). NCBI's taxonomy places the organism in Eukaryota, Metazoa, Chordata, Ceratodontiformes, Protopteridae. Gene Ontology annotation, biological process: chemical synaptic transmission; calcium ion import across plasma membrane. Gene Ontology annotation, molecular function: high voltage-gated calcium channel activity. The record is from RefSeq and is a predicted model, not a curated record. Bases 1 to 4968 code for a protein of 1655 amino acids. Gene Ontology annotation, cellular component: voltage-gated calcium channel complex; neuronal cell body; membrane. The transcript has 34 exons.